AUGUCGGGAGACAGAGGCAGCCAUUUCCUCCGGGGCAACCUGUUUGACCUGACGGGCAAGGUCGCCCUCGUGACGGGCGGAGGAUCGGGCAUCGGGCUCAUGAUCACGCAGACGCUGGCCUGGAACGGCGCCAAGGUCUACAUUGUCGGGCGGACGGCGUCCAAGCUGGAGCGUGUCGUGGAGACGUACAACACCCGCGAUCUGCCGGGCCGCAUCGUGGCGCUGCCGGGCGACGUGUCGUCCAAGGAGGGCGUGCGGGCGCUGCACGCGUCGUUUGUCGCGCACGAGGAGGAGGAGACCAAGGCCGGCGGGAAAGGCGCAAAGCAGCCGGCGGCGGCGCUCGACGUGCUGGUCAACAACGCGGGCGUGGCGAGCGCCAAGGUCGAGACGGACGCCAACGCGAGCGCCGAGGACGUGCGGCGCAGCCUGUUCGAGGCGGAGCAGAGCACGUUUGACGACUGGAACGGCACGUACAGCACCAACGUGACGAGCGGCUUCUUCGUGACGGCGGCGUUUGCGCCGCAGCUGCAGCGGGCGGGCGAGCGCGAAAAGGGCUGGUCCGCCGCCGUGGUCAACGUGUCGAGCGUCUCGGGCCUCAUCAAGCACUCGCAGCGGCACUUUGCCUACAACGCGAGCAAGGCGGCGGCCGUGUACCUGACGCGCAUGCUGGCGGCGGAGAUUGCGGGCGGCGGCGGGGAGAAGAAGGGCGUCGGGGUGCGCGAGACGGAGGGGGGUGGUGAGGGCGGCGGCGGCGAUGGUGAUGGUGAUGGUGAUGGCGAUGCCAAGGGCAGCGUCAAGGAGAGCCGGCUCAAGAUCCGCGUCAACGGCAUCGCGCCGGGCGUAUUCCCCAGCGAGAUGACGGCGGGCGAGAGCGGCGGCGACCAGAAGAGCGAGCUGGACCGGGGGCACUUUGCGAGGAGCCACGCCGAGGACGUGCCCGCGGGCCGGCCCGGCGAGGAGCGCGACAUGGCGCAGGCGGUGCUGUUUGUGGUGGGGUGCACGUACCUGAGCGGGCAGACGGUGGUGGUGGACGGCGGGUACACGCUGGGGGCGGGCAUGUAG
Purpureocillium lilacinum is the source of this 1062-nucleotide messenger RNA. RefSeq lists its product as uncharacterized. Gene Ontology annotation, molecular function: oxidoreductase activity. The record is from RefSeq and is a predicted model, not a curated record. NCBI's taxonomy places the organism in Eukaryota, Fungi, Ascomycota, Sordariomycetes, Hypocreales, Ophiocordycipitaceae.